This is a messenger RNA of Protopterus annectens (West African lungfish), 2158 nucleotides long. Its product is annotated as heat shock protein 67B1-like. The transcript has 3 exons. The coding region runs from base 362 to 1744 and encodes 460 amino acids. NCBI's taxonomy places the organism in Eukaryota, Metazoa, Chordata, Ceratodontiformes, Protopteridae. Gene Ontology annotation, molecular function: protein folding chaperone. The record is from RefSeq and is a predicted model, not a curated record. Gene Ontology annotation, biological process: response to heat; protein refolding.
UAAUAAGUGUUAAAAGGAAUAUCACUGGCAUUAUAUAUAGUACCGCCAAUCCUCUCAUGUAGCUACAGCACAAAUAGCUUGCUUUCUCAAAGGCUUACUUCUUAAUAUCUAUUAAUGACUCUCUAGGCUUAGUGUUUUUUCCAAUUUAAUUAAGCAGAGCUUUCUAUUAGUGACUACCUAGUUUAAUUACUUAGUCACUUUCAAUAUCAUUAACAGUGUCAAAGAAAGGGGAAACUGAAAAUAACUUCAGUUUUCUAAAUUUAAUUUCAAAUAUCAUUUGUAACACCUGCUUCCAGGUAAUACAUUGUUUUAUUGUACAUUUCCAAAUCGGAAAAACAAAAUAAAUAACAUUUUCCUUGCCAUGGCAGAAAGCAGGCAUUUCUCCAGACCAUUUUUUCGAGACUGGAGCUGGGAUCCAUUUCAAGAGGUAGGCCGGCCAGGUUGGAUCUUUGAUCAGAAUUUUGGGUUGCCUCCUGUCUCCUUAGAACUAGACCUAGGAUGGCUGAAUUGGCUGAAAACAAGGCUCUCCUCAGCCUGGGCUGGAUAUUCCCAUGCAUCAGCCUUAGAAACCUCAUCAGAGGUAACUUCCAAGCAGAUGCCAGGCCUUUUCUGGAGGCAGCUAAGUGGUGGUGUGUCUGAGAUAAAGAAAGAUUUCAAUUACUGGAAAAUAAACCUGGAUGUAAAUCACUUUGCUCCAGAAGAAAUCAGCGUCAGAGUCAAAGAGAGGUUUCUAGAAAUUUCAGGGAAACAUGAAGAAAGAACAGAUCCCCAUGGAUAUAUUUCCAGAUGCUUUACAAGGAGAUACAGACUUCCUUCAGAAGUUGAUGAAGGGGCAAUCACGUCUAUUGUAUCUGCAGAUGGAAUCUUAAGUGUUGAAGCUCCUUUACCGAAAUCUGACAUCCAAGCCCCUGUAGAAAUAGUUAUCCCUGUACAGUUAGAGAAGCCUCAACAUCUAGUACAAACAGCAAGUGAGACAAAUCAUAAAGAAAUCACAGAAUUAAAAUCAGAAACAACACAAGAACAACAAGAAGUUUCUCAAAUUGGUGAGGUAAGUCCAGAAGACCAAAGACCUCUUAGAGAUGAGAGUUCCAUUUCUGUACAAGAAACACCCAAAGAGCCUGAAAUUACUUCAGCAGUUCCUGAAGAAGACUCAAAGGAUGGAGACAUUGUCUGUGACAAUGGAGAAGAGAAACCUAAAGAUUCAGAAGUACCACAAUGCUCUGCUCCAGGAGUUGAUGAGUUUCCAGAGAUGGUAGAAGCUAUUCAUGAGGUCACAUACCAGGAUCAAGAAAACGUCCAAGCCUUUAAGCAGGAAAUUCCCCCAGAAUUUGAAAAAGACCAGUCACUGGAAGAAGAACCCAAAGAAAUAGAGGGAAGUCAUGACACUGAAACAAGAGACAUCACACAUGAAGAAGUUAGUGAAGCCUCUGAUCAGGGCACUGAUCAAAAUGUAUCUCCAGUAUCUCUUGAGGAAAUUCAUAAAACUGCAGAAAAGAUUCUAGAGCCUGAUCAAGGCAUGCCUGUAGAAGUUUCAGAAGAUCAACAUUCUGGCCAGAAAAUCCCAGAAGAUACUGAAGCAAUACAAGUAUCUGACCAAAGUGUAAUGAAUGAGCCAGAUGUGUCUCUCACAGAUAACCAGAAAUGUUUUAAGGAUCCAGAAAUAGUCGAGGGCUCUGAACAAGAAAUACUUAAAGCUCCAGAUGUAUCUGUAACCAAUGAUACAGAGAAGGAAGCAAAUCAAUAAACGAGAGAAGCCUUUAUACAAGAGGCAGCCAAAGAUAUGUUAUUAAUAAAUAAAUUAAAAAAAUAAAUUCCCUUACCCCUCCCCCCCAAAAAAAACCUCUAGUAAUCAACAGAAAUACAAAACUAUGCAAACAACACCCAACAUGGCAGUAUACAGCUCUGAAAGGUAACAAUUGCACAGGCCAAACAAACUCUGCAUACAAUUGUUUAGUCAAGCCUAGCAAUGACAUGAACAGUUAAACCUAUGAAGUCAAGACAGAUGAUCGUUUCCUAUGUUCUACAUAGAAAAUACGGUGAUGUUUUAUUUUUUAAGAAAUGUUUAGAAAGACCAUUGAAUAUUGUUAUAUUAUUUCCUUAUGAUUAUGCUGCAAUGGUAGUUAAAUCCUGCAUAAAACGUUUAUCAUUAUUUCUUCAA